AGAGUGAUGACAAGAUUCUCCAUUGUUUCUCAGUGGGGGAAAAAAAUUUGCAGCUUCAAGGAGACAUUUUCUAGCGAGGUUUCUGGAUUUAAUACAGAAGUUAAGGAUUUUUGCAAGCAAAGUGCAGUUUUGAUUAUUGAGGAGCAGUUUUAGAUACUUCAUAAUGAGUCCAGUCAUUGACCUGACCAGAGAGAAGAGUGGGUGCAUGCAGCCCGUUGACAUGGAUCUGGAGUGUAACGCUUCUUCUGGCAGCAUUUUGUUGCAGCAGUCCGGAUUGUCUGGUGGUCCUGAGCAGCAGCAGCUGAUGAGAGUUUACCUCAGAGUCCGACCUUUUUUCAAGGAGGAGCUUUCUGAUGAGGAGGAUCAGGACUGUGUCGUGAUUGAGAACAGACAGUUGGUGACAUUAUACGCACCUAAAGGUUCAGCCACCAUGAAGAGCAGUGAGAAAGGAGUUGGCAUGUCCAUCUUUAAGUUUUCCUUUUCUCAGAUCUUUGGACCAGAAACGACACAAGCUGAGCUGUUCGAGGACACGGUCAGAAGUCAGUUGGUGGAUUUCUUGGAUGGGAAGAACGCUCUGAUAUUCAGUUACGGUGUCACAAAUGCUGGAAAAACCUUCACAAUCCAAGGCACGACGAAGGAACCCGGAAUUCUUCCUAGAGUGAUGGAGGCCACUUUCCAUCACAUCCAAGGGCAUCUGUAUGAUGGGAUGGAUCUGAAACCUCACCUGAGGAGUGGGGUGCAGUGUCUGGAUGCUGACCAAGUCAAGAAGGAGAGAACUGCUAAAGCUGCUAUUUUCACUUUGGUUAAGGAAGAAUGUGAUCGUCUCAGGAGCAGCAGCGGUUCGGAGUCCUCUUCUGACCACAGUCUGGCAUCCCCUCCUCCUUUCAGCAGUCAGACAGCGACUCCCAGCCGCUCGGCCAACGGCGAGACGUUUGCUUUAUGGGUUUCAUUUUUUGAAAUCUACAACGAGUGCGUGUACGACCUUCUGCAGCCUUCCUUCUCCAAGAAGCGGCCUUCUCUGCGGGUCUGCGAUGAUGGAGCUGGAAAUGCUUACGUCAAAGAUAUCAGGUGGAUCAAUGUCCACAGUCUGAGUGAAGCCUUCAAACUGAUCCAGUUUGGAAAUAAGAACAGAACCGCUGCAGCCACAAAGAUGAACCAGUCAUCCAGCAGAAGCCAUGGCAUAUUCACCAUGAAGUUACUGAAGAUUGAUGGAGGUGAAGUUAAAAGGGUCUCAGAGUUUUCUCUGUGUGACCUGGCGGGCUCUGAAAGAUGCAACAAGACGCGGACUUUUGGAGAGAGGCUGAAAGAAGCUGGAAACAUAAACAACUCUCUUCUUAUCCUGGGGAAGUGCAUUUCUGCUCUACGCAACAAUCAGACUGACAAGGCAAAGGCUAGUUACAUUCCCUUCCGAGAAAGCAAGCUCACCAAGCUCUUUCAGACUUUUUUCUGCGGGAAAGGCAAAGCCUCUAUGAUCGUCAACAUUAACCAGUGUGCAUCCACUUACGAUGAGACGCUGCACGUUAUGAAAUUCUCUGCAAUUGCCAAAGAGGUGGUGCAGGUGGUCCCUGACAGACCUGCAGACUCUCUGGCACCUUGUCUAGUCGGACGAGAUGGGAAACUUCUCGUGCGGAAGGCCGCUGUCGACGACCUCACUCUGGAGAGCUUCUUAACUGAAGAGGAGCGGCUAGACGAGACGGAGGAGGCUGAUGUUUCUUUGCUUCCACAGAAUGAGCUUCUGAAUAUAAUUGACAAUCUAAGAACGAAGCUGUUGGCUGAGCGACGGAAAAACUUGGUGCAGGAAAUGGAAAUACGCAAGGAAAUGGGAGACGCCAUGUUGGAACAGCUCAUGGAAAGCGAAGAGCUGCGCGUUCGACAGCUGGAAGAGCUGAAAGAAAGCUAUGAAGAAAAGCUGGAGGACACUUUCGAAGUCUACAAAGAGGCCAUCAAAGAGCACGCCUAUCAGUGUGCGAUGAACAAUCUGGAGGAUGACUACGUACCACUUGAUGAGUUCACUGCUGAGCAGGAGAAGGUUGAGGCCCUCAGACAGAAAGUGUCAGAACUGGAGAGCUUGUUGUCCAGUGGAGAAGGGGAUUCUCCGAAUCCAAGAGCAGAGCGUUCCUGCCAGACUGAAACAUUUCAAGAUGAAAGAAGCAAGCGAUUGUACAAAGAGAAAUGUGUCAUGGAGAAGAUGUGUGAAGAGAAGCAGCAGUUAAUUUUGUCCUUAGAGAAAAGACUGAUGGAGCUCAACAAGACUCUGAAGAAUGUCACAGAGAAAUUCUUGGAGAAGUCAACUGAUCUGGAGGCUCAGCAUAGGAAAUCUGACGAUCAGGCCAAAACCAUUCAGGAUGCUUUACGGAUGAAUGCCGAAAAAGACAGAGAGAUUGCGUGCUUGAAGGCUGAGCUCGCCAAAGUCUCCCAAAAAUCCCCGGUGCCGGUCAAAACCAAGAGAGGCCUGCUGGCCAACAUCAAGGAAGCGGUGACAUCCCCCCGAAAGGGAGCCAGUAGCCGAAGUUUGAGAAAAACUGUUCAGGCUACAAAGCCUUAAAGAACCGCUUUUACAGAACUAAAUUGUAGAGAUUGAAGCUUGUUUUUAAUGCUUAACCUUUUCCAUAUUUUGGAGAACAGUUUUUACAAAUUCUUUUUCUUUUCUUUUCAUUGGAAGUAAUUAUUUCUUGUUUUUCUUGUGUGUCCCAUUGCUGCAGUGUAG
Molecule: messenger RNA, 2707 nt
Organism: Oryzias latipes (Japanese medaka)
Lineage: Eukaryota; Metazoa; Chordata; Actinopteri; Beloniformes; Adrianichthyidae
Product: kinesin-like protein KIF20A
Biological process (GO): spindle elongation; microtubule-based movement; mitotic spindle assembly
Cellular component (GO): mitotic spindle; spindle microtubule; nucleus
Molecular function (GO): ATP binding; microtubule binding; plus-end-directed microtubule motor activity
Source: RefSeq, a predicted model, not a curated record